Gigantopelta aegis is the source of this 2165-nucleotide messenger RNA. RefSeq lists its product as uncharacterized. The coding region runs from base 4 to 1176 and encodes 390 amino acids. The transcript is spliced from 4 exons. Gene Ontology annotation, cellular component: membrane; endoplasmic reticulum. The record is from RefSeq and is a predicted model, not a curated record. Gene Ontology annotation, molecular function: chloride channel activity. Lineage: Eukaryota; Metazoa; Mollusca; Gastropoda; Neomphalida; Peltospiridae.
ACAAUGGCGGCAAAAAUAAAAGCGAGCAGAAGAAUAUGGAUAUUUAUUCUCCCUAUCCUUUUAUUUAGUCUAAUGUUUUUAUAUAUACGAAACAAAAUAGACAAAUUGCACUGCUCGUCACAAGAAUCACUCACUACAUUUUCACAGUCCGUCCUACGGUUUUUCCACCGCAUGUUCGGCUCUGAGACCCCAGUGAUCACUGCACAGCACUAUCGGUCGCAACUCUGUGACAAAAACAUUGUUGCGAUAUGUCUCAUCAUUCUCACUGUAAACCUUCCCGAAGACAUUAAUUACUGGCUUGCAGAAAUAGCACGUGACUCCGACCUCAGAGAAUUUAUUAUCCGUUUGUCUAUUGUCGCAGUAAUAGUGAUGUGCGUAAUUCUUUGCAAUCUGUAUAAAUGGCAGGGCUUGGUCGACGACGAUGUAGUAGUUGCAGUGUCCUCGACGAAGACGGUGCAGAAGAUUCGGAGAGAGAAUGGUUUUCAGUCGAAAACACAUUCAUUUGAUCGGCACAGCACUUGGACGUUUUGGCGUAUCGCCGGGCUGGCUUUCACGCUGUUGACGUUAAUAAGUAUUCCGUGGGAGUUUGCUCGACUUUAUCAGAAAGAGGUCUCAGUGCGGGCAGCCAAGACUACAGCUGGUGAACCCCAGGAGUGUUUCCCCGGAGGGAUGGGGAUAUUCCAGAGUCUGCGGGCGUGGUCCCAGCAUCACUUCUCGUGGAGCGACGACGACCCCUGUGGGAAGUACUACUACUACCUCCUUGUGGACCCGCUCUGGGAGCUCACACCUCUCAUGGUCCUGUCUUCGGCUGCGUCCCGAUGUAUCCUUCACCCUAUGGAGCAGCUGUUUUCCGGACUUGGUCGCAGCAUGCGCAUGUUUUUCCAGGAAAUUCCCGUGCAGUGGCAGCCGGUCAUCAUGAUGAUGUCGGUGCUGCUGCUGCUCGUGACGAUGCUGAUGAAGUUCCGCUACCGACUGUCGGUGCCGCUGUUGCUGAGAUUCGAACCGAGGACCCCCGUCGAAGACCGGGAAAGCAGUACACGGAUACAGAAACAGAUGAUCAAUCUAGAUAACUCCUACAUUGACUGUUACAUUCCCAAUGACAAGUGCUGCCAGGGGGGUGUUCCCAAAAGACAGUCGGUUGCCAGGGGCAGAAGGAAAAAAGUGGAGAGAGAUUAGUGUGUGUGUGUGGUUUCGUAUUGUUAAAUGUUAAUCAUGGUUUUAAGUUGUUGUGUGUGUGUGUUUCAUAUAUAUGUUGUUACGAACGAACGAGAGAAAAAGAUUUACGUGCACAUUCAGAGCAAGCUGUUGUAGCACACGCCUAUCCUGGUCACAGGGACCGGCCUUGGCCGGUUCCCUCUGUCCAGGACAGGAAAGAGUUGGGGGAGGGUUAGAGAAGGGACGCUUGCACUGACAAGUGCAAGGGAGCACCAGCAGUCCAGUGUUGGUGACAGGCGGGGUGUAAUUGGUGCUAUGGAAUUUUGAAAGUCCCAUAGGAUUAUGUCAAAGAGGAUGAGGUGCGCGUUUACAUGAAGGAAAUUUGGUGCAAUUUUGAUGGUUGUUCUAAUUGAAAUAGUGAGGAGAGCUAAUAGGUUUUGCUUUUAGUAUUCCGAAAGUGGCUCUUUAUUAUGACCGUCAUGUUUUUACUGAGGUUGGUUCUUUUUAUAGUUAGAUUAGUGUGUGUGUGGUUUUACAUUGUUAAAUGUUAACCAUGGUUUUAAGGUGUGUGUGUGUGUGUAUAUAUAUAUAUAUAUAUGUUGUUACUGAGGUUAGUUUUUUUAUAUAGUUAGAUUAGUGUGUGUGUGGUUUUGUACUGUUAAAUGUUAAUCAUGGUUUUAAGUUGUGUGUGUGUGUGUAUAUAUAUGAUGUUACUGAUGUUAGUUUUUUUUAUAGUGAGAGAGACUAGUGUGUGUGUGGUUUCGUAUUGUUGUCAAAUGUUAAUCAUGGUUUUAAGUUGUGUGUGUGUACAUAUAUGUUGUUACUGAUGUUAGGUUUUUUAAAAGUUUUUUUGUAAUCGUUUAUAUAUUAUUACGGUUCAUACUGGUCAUGGAAAGGAAUUUUGCCAAAUGUCAGUUUUCAGGCCAGAAACGUCAUGGAAUUUUCAGGUGGGUUAUGGAAUGUCAUUGAACAUUAUUGUGUAUGUAUAUUAUAUAUUGUUACUGAUGUUA